Messenger RNA from Lodderomyces theae, 378 nucleotides. It is a transcript of the gene VMA7, whose product is annotated as H(+)-transporting V1 sector ATPase subunit F. The coding region runs from base 1 to 378 and encodes 125 amino acids. Gene Ontology annotation, molecular function: proton-transporting ATPase activity, rotational mechanism. The transcript has a single exon. Gene Ontology annotation, cellular component: proton-transporting V-type ATPase, V1 domain; fungal-type vacuole membrane. Lineage: Eukaryota; Fungi; Ascomycota; Pichiomycetes; Serinales; Debaryomycetaceae. The record is from RefSeq and is a predicted model, not a curated record. Gene Ontology annotation, biological process: proton transmembrane transport.
AUGAGUUCUGGAAGCGAAGCAAUGACCAAGCGCAAGUUGAUAGCAACAAUUGCCGAUGAAGAUACAGUAACUGGUUUGCUUCUCGCUGGUAUUGGUCAAGUAUCCAACGAACCAAGCAAAGAAACCAAUUUUCUUACAGUAAUCCCAGGAAAGACAUCAGUCGAAGACAUUGAUGAGGCUUUUGAUACUUUCACUAAGGAGCGUGAUGAUAUUGCGAUUUUAUUGAUCAAUCAGCAUUUGGCAGAUACGAUAAGAUACAAGGUUGAUGGGUAUACGAAUGCUUUUCCAGCAAUAUUGGAAAUACCAUCCAAAGACCAUCCUUAUGAUCCAGAAAAGGAUUCCAUAUUGAAGAGGGUUAGAAGAUUGUUUGGCGAAUAG